AUGGCACGCUCACGCAAACCGCGCACCACCACGGCCACGACCACCGAACCACCGGCGCUGCCGCUGGCGCAACCCGACCGUUCCGGCCCACGCAUCGACGACAAGACGCUCUUCCAAAUCGCCGAGCAGCGGCAGCUCUUCCAGCAAGCGGCCGCGCGCGAAAAGCAGCGGCCCAGCAGCGCUUCCGUACACAAGAUUCGCAUCACCGACGACCAAGACGAUUCGGGCUCCGACGAUGACGGCGAGGUGCCGACGCUGUCGCCUGGGACGGAGCGCGUCCUCGAGGCCAUGCUCUGGACGACGUCGCUCGCCAUGCUGCACUUUACCUUUGACGUGCUCGUGCAGCACCAGUACGGCACCGAGAUUCUCUGGCGUCCACUCUUCCACCGCACCAUCAGUGCCUGGGCCGUCUUCUUGAUACUCUUCUACGCGCUGCACCCCCGCCGGGCCGACCAGACGCUCAUGCCGGGCCUGCCCGCGCACUGGCAGCAGCCCCUGCGGCAGGCCGUCUUUUUUGGAGUAAGCGUUGUCGCCGGCUGCGGUCUGCUCUAUGUGACCAAUACGAAGGGCUACCUGGCUACGCAGCGGCGCGCGCCGCCGCUCGGCGUCCUCUGGGUCUGGGCCGUGGUCGAGCUGGAGCUGCCGUGGGCGACGUUGAGCCUGCUCGUGGUGGCGGCGUACAUUUAUCUGCGCGGAUACGGAAUUCAAUAA
Cordyceps militaris CM01 is the source of this 711-nucleotide messenger RNA. RefSeq lists its product as uncharacterized. Lineage: Eukaryota; Fungi; Ascomycota; Sordariomycetes; Hypocreales; Cordycipitaceae. The transcript is spliced from 2 exons. Bases 1 to 711 code for a protein of 236 amino acids. The record is from RefSeq and is a predicted model, not a curated record.